CUGACUGGCCCUUGUUGCAGGAACCCCAACCAGGCGAGCGCGGCGCAGCAGGACCGAGAGGCCAAGGAGCGGUCCAAGCAGCGCGGCGUCGUCAGCUGGGAGGAGUACGACGCCGGCCACCAGAAGUACCUCGAGAUCGGCCUCAAGCCGCGCAUGAAGAACCACUUCCGGGCGCACAAGAUGUCCAUAUGGCUGCGGCUGAUCCCGGAGCUGCACCGCGCGGGCCAGGAGGACGUGGUGGCGCGCCACAACCUCUUCCGCAACCACAACGAGUCCUCGCUGUACGACGGCAUCGUGCGUCCGGACCCGCUGGGCCGCGCGUACGGCUUCGGCCCGCUGGCCGGGCUGGACGCCACCGACGACACAGGUCUUUUGGGCGCCAGGCACGGCAACGCCACGCCACGCCUGAGCGACGUCUUCCUCCCCGUGACCAUGCCCACGUGCCUCAACAUCACGGGCUCCUACCACUCGUUCGGCAACGGCACGGGCGCGGCGGCCGGGGGAGGCGCGGGCGGCCACGGCGGCCACGGCGGCCACGGCAACGCCAUCGGCGGGGACAUGCUGGAGCCCGAGGGGCUGGCGGCCUACUCCACCGCGCUUGGGGUCACGCUCGCCAUCGGCUGCUCCCUACUCGUCCUCAACGUCCUUAUCUUCGCCGGCGUCUUCUACCAGCGGGACCGCACUAGACUGCAGGUGAAGAGCCUCAAGCAGCAGCAGAGGAUACGCGGCGCGUGCGAGGACCUGGCCGGCGGCGGGAGCAGCGCCGAGAAGCAGUUCCCGCACCUCCGGCACUCGUUCUCGUCCAGCGUCAUCGUGGACAUGGAGCGCGAGAAGACGGCGUGCGGGGCGCAGCAGCAGCAGCAGCCGACACUGGCCUACUGCCCGCAGGUGCUGCACUGCGACAAAUCGCCCGUGUCCAGCAUGAAGUCGUCCAAGAGCGGCGGCGGCCUGUCGUCCGGGCUGGCCGUGUACACGGGACAGCCGCCCAACUACUCGGCCUACCUGCACCACGAGUACCCGGGGCCGGCGGGCGGUGCGGACGGGCCCGAGGGCGCCAUGAUCCUCAGGCACUCGUUCCACGCGGGCAGCACCUUCCGGGACGGGCCGAGCAGGGGCACGGCCACCCUGCCCAGGAACAUGGGCGUGCUGGGCAAGGCCCAGGAGGGCGUGACCCUGGGGCCCGCCGCCAUGGGCUCGACCAUGGGCACGUCUAUGGGCACCUCCAUGGGCACCUCCAUGAACCCGACGCCCAACGGAUGCGCGGGCGCGCAGCUGCACCAUACGCUGCCCCGCCCGCCACCGCCGCCGCGGGUGAACAGUAGAGCCAGUGACCACGGAGACGCUCAGAGGGACCUAAGGUUGCCGCAGGCAGCCCUCAGUGAGAUGCGGGUGUGAGUGCUCGGCGCCUGCAGGCUGAAUCAUUUAAGAUACUUUUGGAUAAUUUUUUUUUCAAUGUUUGUCUAGAUUUAUGUUGUUGUUGAUCGGCAGGGUAAAGCCUGUUCGAAGUGUCCUGUAUUGUGAACCUUUUUUUGAGGACGGACUUAAUUGCUACGAGGACGACGAUUUGCUUUCUUCUUCGACGUGAUGUGGUGUUUACGAUGACUCAUCCAAGAUGAGGCUGAUCAAUUGAAACCUGUAUACCUGCGAUGUACAACAAUACUCUCCGUCAGAUUAUGUGUUGUGUGCAGUAGCACAGUGGACUGGUCUGGCAGUCAGAAAGUAAAUGAUUUUUUAGAAAAAAGGAUAUUGUGCCAAAUAGCAUGAGUACUGUGACCUCUGCACACUGCUGUCACUGCCAUAAUAAAUUUGAUUGUCAAACCUCAGCAGAUCUAUGUCAGAAACUCGAGUUGUAAAGUGGAACAAGAAUUUGUUUACCUGACAGUUUUAUUCUAUUAUUUUUAACAGUAUAUUUAUGUAUCAUAGACUGAUCAGCUAUGUUCUAUUUUUGUACACAAGGAAACUGACUUCUACAAUGUUUAACUCAUUCUGGUGUCUUUCACUGUAGCAGUUUGUUCUUUGUGUGCAGGAUGGUUUAGUUAAUUUUUACAGACAAGAGAGAAAGAAUUACAAUGCUCACAUUUUCACAACUGUAAACAUUACCCUCUACUCUUCUAAACUAUCAUGUACGUAUAUGCGCUGAUGUGUGAAUUGAAGUUUGUUUUAUAUACUGAUGAAAGGAAACUGACUUAAGAUGUAGAUAUUUAAAAACAAAAGUUAAACUUUUCCAGUAGAUUGGAUGAGAAAUGGGUAUGAAUUGAGUUAUUUCUAAUAAAAGUUUAUCCCUGAUUCA
This is a messenger RNA of Frankliniella occidentalis (western flower thrips), 2290 nucleotides long. RefSeq lists its product as uncharacterized. Gene Ontology annotation, biological process: presynaptic membrane assembly; modulation of chemical synaptic transmission; chemical synaptic transmission. The transcript is spliced from 5 exons. The record is from RefSeq and is a predicted model, not a curated record. Gene Ontology annotation, cellular component: cell surface; synapse; postsynaptic membrane. Bases 154 to 1395 code for a protein of 413 amino acids. Lineage: Eukaryota; Metazoa; Arthropoda; Insecta; Thysanoptera; Thripidae. Gene Ontology annotation, molecular function: neurexin family protein binding; signaling receptor activity.